AAAUAUGGCGGCUACCAUUAGAAUGAAGGCGUCCUUAGUCACACAUUUCAAUGCAUUUCUUGACUUCCUGGAGCAACAGAAAUAAAUACUCGGAGCUGUAAUCAAAUAAGAAAUGGAUAAUAAAUGGACACCAGGUGCAUCCUCAGGAAGCAAGAAAUCACACCGAGCCAAAGGGAGUGGAUUAGAUGACCUUCUUGGGGAUCUACUAGAUAAUGAAGUACCAAAGAAGAAAGUCACUUCAACUCUAUCGCCACCACCAUUCAAAUCCGGCAAAAGACAAAGGGACGACGACUUCUACAGUAACUUAGCAGCCACAGCAGAGGAUGACCUAUCAGAUGUGUCAGAGGCUGAUGUCAACCAGGUGGCCAAAAGUAUUGCUGACCUGGAGGACAUGGAUGCUGACCUUUUUGGUGGAUCCAUUAAGAAAAAAGGCAGCGUUAAGGGAACUAGUGAGAGAUCAAGCAAACAUAAUACCCCCCGGCGGGGUAGCACUCCUAGAUCUGCUCGCAACACUACCCCCAGGGCCACAUCUCCACAAGCCAGAGUUACCUCCCCUACAGGGCCAAGCACUGUCAACAGAGGUGCAUCUCCAGCAGCCCGUGUGUCCUCACCGACCAAAAUAGAAACACCCACUAGUCCUACAGGAAUAUCAAGCUCACGCACAGGCAGUGGUAAAAGGAGAACUGCAGCAGCAGCAACUUCAAGAUCCAUCUCACCAACACCUAUACCAGACUACAAACCUGGCUCUGCACCUGGUAAAAUGACAGAUAUUGGUUCUGCAUCAGAGUCUCUGAGGCCUGGUGUCCACUCUGCUGAAAGACCUGGAACUGUACCAAAAGCCAAAGCCAAGUAUGAUUUUGGAGAGUUUGAUGAAGAGGACCCCCUGGCAGGCCUUCUCAGUGAUGACGAGGAUUCAGUGUCGUGGGCAGCAAAACCAAAAAAGUCAGUGUUAAAAAAACAGAGGUCAUCAGAAGACACGCCACCACCUCCUGAAAAAGAAAAGGUAGAAUCUCCACGACGGAAUGUGUACGACCGUCCUCCUACCAGGAGUGGUGGAAGUAAGUCUGAGCCAGUCGCAGAGGAAAUAACAAAACCAGCCUCGCCUCGUAAGGAGGAACCAGUGAGAAGAGAGGAUCCAACCCCGGUAAAAAAAGAUCCAACCCCUGUCAGAAAAGAUCCUACUCCUGUCAGAAAAGAUCCUAUACCAACAAGACGGAAGUCGGAUGCUGGUCUGUUCAGUGAUGACGAUGACGACCUCCUCGGUAAUUUAGGUAUUGAUGACAAGCCAUCCACACCAGCAGCUAAGGCGCGUUCCCUCCCUGAUGAGGAUGAUGACCAGCCAGCCAAAGCGAUUUUUGAUAAACUUCUAGGCAAAGAUACUGUCUCCAAACACCUAGAUACAAAUAAAGAGAGACGGGAGUUUGUUCUUGAUAAAAAAUAUACCAAAAAUGCUGAGGAUGAGGAAGACGAUUUCCUGUUUGGAUCAUACCAGCCCUCAGCUGCAUCUACCCAGGGGUCACGACCUAACUCACGCCGAUCUGUCAGGUUCCAAGAUGAGGAUGACAUCUUUGGUAUAAGUGAGCGUCCGCCUUCCCGGGGACGAUCCCCCGCCACUAAGAAACCUGAUGACAUGGAGUGGAUGGACAUGACUGCUAGUAAGCCUGCCAUCAAACCAACCACACCAGAGAAAUCCACUCCCAAACCUGCAACAAGCAGCACAGGACCAACCAGGUCCGGGCAGACUGAGCAACAAGUGUCCAAGGCCAAGUCUGAUCCAAUGGAUUGGUUGGAAAAGUUAAAACAAGAUAACAUGGCUGAUGACCCAGCAUUCAUGGCUGAUGUAUCAAUCAGUCCACCAUCAGAACCCAAGGAGGAUCUAAAAUUGACAGGAGAGAAGACAGAAGAGAAAGGCUCCAAACAGCAGGACAGCCUGACCGACAGUGGAGAAAACGAUUACCUGGGGCUGGGGAAAGAGAUUGAUCUUGAUGCACUUAUCAAAUCAAAAACAAAGGCACCAACAUUUGGUGGAUCUGUGAGAACUACUGAGGAGAAAAUGGCAGAUCUUUUCUCCACAGGUCCUUCUAAACCAGACACAAGCAGUCCAUUCUUUGACCGUGGACUACCAUCAAAAUCAGGAGAGAGUAAGAAAGUUGUAGAGGAAGAAAAAGCCAUUUUGUCACUAGGGAGUCCUAGGGUCCCCCUGUCCACACAAAUCGGUCAGCUUGAAAAUUUGGACAGUCAGACCGAUUAUUUUGGUUCACCUCAACAGAAAUCACCAGAUACCGCAGUUCAGACUAAUUUCUUCAGUUUUGACAAAGGUCAGAAAGGAAAUGAGCCUGAAGUUCACAGGGACCCGCAGGCUAUGCAGCACUUGUUCCAUCAACCACCUUCCCAACAAGUCCACGGUCAGCAACAAACAAGGGUACAGCAACAACAGGCAGCCAUGCAGCAACAACAACAGCAAGCACAAAUUCAACAACACACAGCUAUGCAACAACAACAAAAGGCAGCAAUUCAACAACAACAGCAACAACAGGCAGCAUUACAACAACAGCAGUUCUUCCAGCAGCAGUCACAACUCCAGCAGAUGAUGACUGACCUUCAGACACAGUAUGAAGUCUCACUCAAGACCCCGGUGUCGAGUGCACCCUCUGUGUUUGGUGUUUCUCCGCUGACAGGCUUGGGUGUUGGCACAAGUGUGAUGCUGACAGAUCCACCAAAGUCUCUUAUGGAGGCUGAGGCCAAGAUUCGGAAGCUUGAGAUUGAGAGAGAUUACGUUCAGUCAAUUCUUGAUUCUACAAAGCGACGUUCUGAGGAGGAGAUAGAGGCUGUGGAAAAUUCAUACAGGAGCAGAAUGAAGCAUAUAGAAGGAACAAAUAAAAGUAUAGUAGACAGACUAAGGGAUGAAAAUGAUCAGAUGGUGAAUCAACAUAUGUCCCGGAUACGGAGUCUAGAGGAAGACAAGGCCAACAUUAACGCUCAGUUGUACCGCAGGAUAGAGGAGCUAGAACGGAAUCACGCAGAAGAGCUGGAUAAGAUCAAACAGACUCACAGAAACAUCUUAGCAGAAUUAAAAGAGGAUCACAACAAGUCUUUACAACUACUGAAACAGGCCAAGGACCAACAAAUAGAGGCUGCUGCCACAUCCCACGAUACUACAAAGUCUUUAGUAGCUGCUGUGGCACUCAUCGAAAAUAAUGCUCGUGACCUUGGAGAGCUCCAAAUGAAAGUCAACAGCUGGCAUAGUCAGGGACUAGACGAACGCGAGAUCAUCACCAGGUCAAAAGAUGAGCAACUGCGCAUUUUACAGGAGCGACUGACCAAGCAGCAGGAAGACAAUGAUUCGGAGCGUCAGAGAUUGAACGAGCUGACCAACCGACUAGAAGCCCAACUCCGGGAGCAGAAUCGCCAGAUGGACGAGGAACGAUGGAAGGCAAAGCAGGAACAUAAUCGUCUUCAUAGUCUACAAGUGGCUCUAGAAGAAGAACGACAACUUUGGACAGAACAGCAGGCUAGGGAUAGGGCUAAUAUAGAGAAGACUAGAGAAUCGCUAUUGGAGGAUGAGAAGUCAUUGUUGUCACAGCUUCAUCGUGAGCGACAGUCCCUGGCUGAGGAACGGAUGCAGUUUAACGUUACACAGCAAAUCCAGAAGGACGAGACUGAACAGUACACCAUGAAGUUAGCUCAUGCCAAGGCAGAGUAUGAAGCCACUAUGAAAGCUAUUUCUGGGGAGAAAAAUAAGAUGUUCGAGCGCCGCCAGGAGCUGCAAGGAAUAGAGGACCGUGUGAGGGAGGAACAGAGGAAACUGGAAAGGGAGGAGGACAGAUGGCGAGGUAAACAGGAGGACUUUGAGGAGACCGCUGCCACAUUGAAGGCCAAGUCUGAGGAGGUGGAUGAGAUGUACAUGGAGGCCCAGAAGAAGUUUGAGGAGGGGGAGCAGGCACUACUGGAGGCACGCUCGCUGGAGAGUGAAGACAAGCUGAGGAUGGACAGUAUACAGGACCAGAUCCAAAUACUACGGGUCAAGGAGAAGGAGAUUGCUGAGGAGAAGCUGCGUCUGUCUAGGGAGAAAAAGGAAGUGGAGAACCUGAGGUUUACACUGCUCUGUCCAAACUGUCGCACACCCAGGGGAGAUGGCAUACACAUCAGCCCACCUCAAGUGCUGGUAGGGAACAUGUCACAGGGUACGAACCAGGUAGCACCUCCUUACUUGGGCAAUGGGUACAACAAUGGGUACAACCCAGUCCCCCAACAUACGGUGCCACAUCACCAGGUACCCAAUCCAGCAAUUCAGAUGUCGCUGAAUUCUGUCCAGUCAAUCACAGAGACCAUCAAAGCUGACCGGUCAGUGCGGAUGUGGAAGGUGGAGGCCAUGAAGGAUCAGAAGUACCUGGACGAACAGAACAUGUUCCUGUAUACUCUGAGACACAUGCCAUACAACAAGUCACCACCUAGUUCCUGAUGAUUGAACCAGCUACAGUGUUAUAAACAGAAACAGAAACUUACAGCAAAUCAUCAAUACUGACAUCUGUACCAUGUUAGUCCAAUCAUGUGAUCAUUGUCUUUAUUUAAUCUUGGCACUGUAUAUACAACCGUCUGGUUUGCAGCUCAUCAUUGAAGGACCUCCAUAUCCUGUAUCUAGCUAGUCACAGAAUACAUAUGCAACAAGAGAAAGAAUAUCUUACGAUAGCCAAUGAUAGCCAAUGCUAGCCAACGAUAGCCAAUGAUAGCCAAAAUGAAUUCAAUGGUUGCCUCAGGGCAGAUCUUUGAUCGGAAUGGUCGUCCGCGUGAGAGGUUACAGGUAACAAUCUACUCUGAAAGAGAUGAGUAUAGGUUUAAGUGAUUCUUUCUGAAUCCUGGUUUAUGAAGACAUGUUACUCAAGUUAAGUAACAGUGUGAUGAGUGACCGUGAUUUACACGACCCUUACAUAUUACUGUAAAUAGCAGCUACCUAUCCACCAGUGUGCCUGUAGAUGUUACUAAGCUAUUGCCAAAUCAGCUAACUCCACUCACCUUGACGUCAAGUAAGGAGCAUUUUUGUGGAGAAUGUGACUGUACAAAGUGCUUUAAUUUCCAGCUGUAAGGGGAGGAUUGGACAAAGCUGGGAGUAUGAAUGAAAGAGUUUGUCACUGGUGUAUAUAAUGUACGUGUGACUCUGAGUGUGAGAGAAUGUCAGACAUAUACUUGUGAUGAGGGAUCAUUUCAUCGUUUUACGGUGUGAAAUAGAUGUUUGUGUGAUGACAGACAGUUGUAUCUUGGUGUGAAUGGAUUGUUACAGAUGUAGUUUUUUUACCGGUAAGUGUACAAGUGACCUGUAUUAAAUGUUUAACUGUAUUUACUGGUUAAUGUACAUAAAAGUAGUGUACAGUAUAUAUAGAGGUAUUUAUUUAAGGCAUUGCUUACCUAUAUUUACAUCAAGUUAAAUAGAAACUUGUGAAUCUCAAGUUUAGGUAUGUGGAACACCUAUCUAGUGAUCUGUUCUAACUUUAUUAGUACAUAGAAUUAGAAUAUAUAAAUAUAUUGACUUUACGUACCUAGAUAACUUCAGUAUAAUUACCAUCCGUGUUGUGUCAUUUCUGUAUAGUUUGAUUGUGAUGUAGUGAAUGGAUACUAAGUGUUAGUACAAUUUACAUGCUACAUUUAGUAAUUAUCUGGUAUUGUUACCACCUAGUCUACCUGUACUUCCUACUAGCUGUUUAGGUGAAAAGUAUGCAACUUUUGUAGAAAUAAGUACCGUACCUAUUAUCUUGUUGAACGAGUAUCCCUAGCAGAAGGUUAAUGUUGUCAGUCUCUCCAAAUGGCUGCUUAUCUCAAAUGGCUGAAUCUGACUUGUCAGUGCAAUCAUUCCAUACAUUUGUUCCUCUUCAUUAAAAACCUGAAGUCCUUUUUCAAUCAAAAUAAGUUCAGCAUUGUCAAAUUCAUAUUGUCUCAACCCAAAUUUAUAUUCUUCAACCAAAAUUUUAUGUCUGCAAAACAGUUAAACAGUUGAGUAUGGUUGAUUAUAAAAUGCAUGACAUGAACAUUGCAGAAAGUCCAUCAGCUUGUAGGUUGUUGUUUUUGUAGUAAGAAAUAUGAGUUGUUGGUGAAAGUAUUGUAUGUAGUUUCCCAGUCGUUGUACAACUGUGGUGACAUGUAUAUUUAUCUUGACCAACAGCCUUCCUGAUGUUUCAUAAUUUGAUAAUAAAAAUAAUAUAA
Molecule: messenger RNA, 6195 nt
Organism: Mizuhopecten yessoensis (Yesso scallop)
Lineage: Eukaryota; Metazoa; Mollusca; Bivalvia; Pectinida; Pectinidae
Product: fas-binding factor 1-like
Exons: 31
Coding region: 113-4462 (1449 amino acids)
Biological process (GO): cilium assembly; establishment of epithelial cell polarity
Cellular component (GO): ciliary transition fiber; centriole; ciliary basal body
Source: RefSeq, a predicted model, not a curated record